UCAACAUGACCCAUUCCAUUCCAGGCCGCAUCGGCAGCAGCCUGAAGGUCUCCCGAGUUCCAUUGUCAACACGCUUAUCAGCGCUCGGAUUAUUUCUACAAGUAUAUAAACAUGAAUGAAUCCACACACCACAUCACACAAUUCCUAACAACGCAACAAAACAAACAUGCAGCUGGGCACUGGAUUACCGAUGCUGCUAAUAGUUCUGCUCCUUGGGGUCUCGCACGCACGUCCUACCUUUGACAAAAUUGCUGAAGUGCUGCUCGACUUGGUGGACGAAGGACCGUACCAUGGGAGACCGUAUGGAAGACCACCGUCCCCGCAUGGACCGCUGAUUCAGGAAGGCUACGAGCAGGGCUACAACUAUCACUACGGUGGGGGUGGCUAUCAGCAGCAAGGUCCUGUAAUUGUCGGCAGUCCGUAUAGACCGCCUUCGCCAGCUUACGGACUGCAGCCGCCAUCGAACAGCUAUGACUAUUAUCCGAGGGCGCCAACACAUUACAGGCCAGGAGCAACAACUCCCUAUGAAUAUUCACAGCCUACGUACGCACAGGGAUAUGGCAGAGGAGGGUACAGACAGCAUGGCUACUGAGCCAGCUUUGAGUUUCAGUUAUCAUAUGUGAUAUUGAUAUUAAUACCGCUAUCUGAGAAUUAUUUAGUGUCUUGUUAUAUCUAAAUUUUUAUCAGAACCAACGCCCUACACAUAUAGCUGCUAUAAGUAUAAUUGGUAAAAUAAAGUGUAUUUUAGUUGAAGGGCGGUGGUAUAGAAAGGUAAAGGAUAUACAUCGUGCUUGGCAUUUAAAAAUACUUGUAUAUUGUAUAUUUCGUUGCUUUAUCCCAACUUAUUUGCUUUAAAAGUUCUUUAUAAAAUCCGUUCGAUUUCUACUUAUUCUGGCAAUAAGUUGUGAGUUUUAAAUUACGGCUAAUACAUCGAAUUCUACAAUUAUAAA
Messenger RNA from Scaptodrosophila lebanonensis, 950 nucleotides. It is a transcript of the gene Srg1, whose product is annotated as protein lifeguard 1. The coding region runs from base 167 to 592 and encodes 141 amino acids. The record is from RefSeq and is a predicted model, not a curated record. The transcript has a single exon. Lineage: Eukaryota; Metazoa; Arthropoda; Insecta; Diptera; Drosophilidae.